AUUUGAUGUUGCCUCCAUUUUACUCUCGUGUGUGUGUGUGCGUGCGCAGUGUCGGUGUAAACUGGAAAGAAAACAGGACCCGAAAGCGGACGCGCUGAGAAAUUUCCACAGAAAUGGACGGCAUCAGUGAUGUUGCAGUUGGAGUGAAGAGAGGAUCAGACGAGCUGAGUAUGUACAACAGUCCCAACUCUGGCAUGAGCAGUAUCAGUGAUGGGGCGUCCAACGGCAGUGACAGUAAAAAACUGAGGGUGGAGGAGGCCCCACCGUCUCGUGUGCUCCACAUCAGGAAACUGCCCAAUGAGGCCUCAGAGACAGAAGUCAUCGCCCUCGGCUUGCCUUUUGGCAAAGUCACCAAUAUCCUCACACUUAAGGGAAAAAACCAGGCGUUUUUGGAGAUGGGGACGGAGGAGGCAGCCAUCACUAUGGUGAACUACUACACCACUGUGACUCCUCAUAUCCGCAAUGUCCCUGUCUUUAUUCAGUACUCCAAUCACAAAGAACUCAAAACUGAUGCUGGCAACCAGCGGACCCAGGCGGUGCUUCAGGCAGUGUCGGCAGUCCAGUCUGGCGGGUCACCAAGCUCAGAUGUACAGGAGGCUCUGGCCGCGGCCUCCAGUCCUGUGCUGCGGAUCAUCAUCGACAACAUGUUCUACCCUGUAACGCUGGAUGUACUGCAACAGAUUUUCUCCAAGUUUGGUACAGUCAUGAAGAUAAUCACAUUCACCAAGAACAAUCAGUUCCAGGCUCUUCUGCAGUUCAGCGAUCCUGUCAAUGCACAGCAAGCCAAACUGGCACUCGAUGGUCAGAACAUCUACAAUUCAUGUUGCACGCUGCGAAUCGACUUCUCCAAGCUGGUCAACCUAAAUGUCAAGUACAACAAUGAUAAGAGCCGCGACUACACACGACCUGAGCUGCCUGCUGGUGACGGCCAGCCCAGCCUCGACCCCUCGGUGGCCGCUGCAUUCACCAAAGAUUCCAACUCCCUCCUCGGUAAGAUCCCAGGAGCCCUGAACCCUCUGAGCGCGGCAGCGGCGGCUGCUGCUGCUGCAGGGAGGGUGGCCCUAGCUGGGCAGGCGGGGUCCAGUGGGGUCCUGCUGGUCAGCAACCUUAAUGAGGAGAUGGUUACGCCCCAAAGUCUGUUUACCCUCUUCGGAGUGUACGGCGAUGUCCAGAGGGUGAAAAUCCUUUACAAUAAGAAGGACAGCGCUCUCAUUCAGAUGUCAGAUGCCAAUCAGGCCCAGCUGGCAAUGAGCCACUUGAAUGGCCAGAAGAUGUACGGGAAGAUCAUCCGGGUGACGCUGUCCAAACACCAGACUGUGGCGCUGCCUCGCGACGGCCUGGACGACCAGGGCCUGACCAAAGACUAUGCCAACUCCCCACUUCAUCGCUUCAAGAAACCCGGCUCCAAGAAUUUCCAGAACAUCUUCCCGCCGUCGGCCACCCUCCACCUCUCCAACAUCCCACAAGAUGUGACGGAGGAUGACCUGCGGCUGCUCUUCUCCAACGCUGGAGGCACUGUGAAAGCAUUCAAGUUUUUCCAGGAUCGCAAAAUGGCUCUGAUCCAGAUGUCAACAGUGGAAGAGGCCAUCCAGGCCUUGAUUGACCUUCACAACUACAACAUGGGAGGCAACCAGCACCUGAGAGUCUCCUUCUCCAAGUCCACCAUUUAAACAAUCUGAGCCACAGUACCAGGGUUCAGUGUCUCGGAGCUGGUGGUCAGAAACCUUUCAGACUGUGUCUGGACACUGGGGGGGGGGGACCACAUUGAGUAAAUCAGUUUUGUUGUUGGGGUUUUGUUGAUCCUGUCAUUCCUUGAGAGAGACUGAAAUUUUUGACUUGCAUCCUUUUUUUAAAAAGAGAUACUGGAUCCUCCCAGCAAUUCUUAUUGGUACCUCUGUAUUUUUAUGUCAAGCAAAACAAUGACAUGAUUGAUUGUCCCCCUGUAAGAUAGUUAGGUGUAGAUCAGUGUUGAAUUCUUUAUUUAGUUGAAAAGAUACAGUACUUAUGUGCCUUACUUGACAAUAUGAACUGUUUCUACAGCUGGACACAUUCAUGAAUUGCUCCUUUGCUUUUGAGGCACAUUGGUAUUGGAUAUUUUGGGGGGUUAGUGAGAAUGUUUUGUCGUCCUCUAGACAUUUUCGAAGCUGUGCCACCAACCAGGCCAAGCUUGUUUUGUUUUAGAUUCAUAACAUUUUCCCUUUUAGUUUAGCAGCAGGAGACAAUUUUCCCGAGGCAACACGUAUGAGUUGUGACAGGGAGCUUAACUUGAAUUCCAUUAUUCCACAAGUAUGUCGAGUGUAAGAUCGUUCUCCCCCAGUUUUGAAUUCACCCGUCACAUAUCAUGAUGUGGCUCGUGGCUAAGUAUUUCUUUAUUUGUGUUUUUGAAGCCUUCCAUGCUUUUUUUUCCAUAGCAGUGAGAUGUAAUUGUCAGUGACAAUGGUUUUCUAAGCAUGUCUAGUUAUGGUAGGGUCUCACAUCAGAAAGUGUUGCAUGCUGUACGAGCAGUUAGAAGAUGAGUCCACUGUGAUUUCAUUGUCAUGUGACAGUUUACUCGAGAGGGCUACUCAGUUGGACCAAAGUUUCUGUGCCUUUAGUGUUCCUUUGAAUUCAUUUUAACAAAAAGCAUUUGAACACACUGAUACCCAGACUUUUAAGUGGAGAGUUAAUCCCGUUUUUUUUUAAUCGGCCCAACAGGACCUUAUGACUCAAGGUUAUUCUUCAGAAAUAAUAGCUAUGUGUAUUUUUUUUUUCUCAGAUUUUCUACAGAUUAAAAUGUAAGGACUUGGUUUAGAUCUGAAGAGGCACAAUUAAAGGAUGAAUUAUUUUCUAACAAGGUGAGGUGCGCCUUGGUUUCCUGCUUUUUGAGUUUUCCCUCUCAUGGUCUCUCGUGUAUUCUGCAUUACGUCUGUAGCAUGCUAAAUAAAACGAUUCUGUAGCUCUGCAUUCACCUCCUCUGUCUCUCUCCUCUGUUCUGUCUGCUCUGCUCACUUCUGAAACCAUCUUCAGUCCCAGGGUGGGAAAGAAGCCAAAAUUCAUUUUGGAGCCACUUGAAAACAAGCUCUAAUAAGCCAGAUUGAGCCCUCUGAUGGUACUAAUUCACAGGACAAGAAGUACAUUUUGUUGAUGCGUUUCCCACCCUGCCAACUGACACAAUCUAUUCCUUUGAUGUCUUGCUCUUCUCUCUUCUGGUAGUUGCCUAUUUUCUAAUCAGUCUCUAAGGGCCUCCGCUCUCCUGACAAUCUGUCUGAUCUAUCUACUUGCUCUCACACCUUUUAUCAAUUACAUAAAUGGCCUCAUUUGUUA
Epinephelus lanceolatus (giant grouper) is the source of this 3303-nucleotide messenger RNA. Its product is annotated as polypyrimidine tract-binding protein 2-like. Gene Ontology annotation, biological process: mRNA processing. NCBI's taxonomy places the organism in Eukaryota, Metazoa, Chordata, Actinopteri, Perciformes, Serranidae. Gene Ontology annotation, molecular function: RNA binding. Gene Ontology annotation, cellular component: nucleus. The record is from RefSeq and is a predicted model, not a curated record.